Syngnathoides biaculeatus (alligator pipefish) is the source of this 2773-nucleotide messenger RNA. RefSeq names its product MAGUK p55 scaffold protein 3a (gene mpp3a). Lineage: Eukaryota; Metazoa; Chordata; Actinopteri; Syngnathiformes; Syngnathidae. The record is from RefSeq and is a predicted model, not a curated record. Gene Ontology annotation, molecular function: protein binding. Gene Ontology annotation, cellular component: cell-cell junction; plasma membrane. Bases 131 to 1900 code for a protein of 589 amino acids. The transcript is spliced from 19 exons.
GUCCAAGUGUGAAGCAUCUUUGUGAGCACAACAGCCAGAAGAGGAGCAAGGAGAAAGACCAGUGAGAAGUGGGGCUGCAGACAUCGAGAGAAGAAGGUUUCCUCCUCCUCACCUGGGGGGGGGGGGCUCCAUGAAAGAAGCCAUGCCGGUGCUCACAGCAGGAGCAGGGCUCCACGAGACGUUGGCCCUGCUCACCUCGCAGCUCCGGCCCGACGCCAACCACAAGGAGGACAUGGUCUUCCUCAAGGACGUUUUCAGCGAGAGGAGCUUGGCGUACCUCAUGAAGAUCCACGAGAGGCUGAGACAGUACGAGAGACAAAGUCCGACUCCUGUCCUCCACAGUGUCUCUUCACUAGCUGAAGACGUGAUGGACGAGAUCCAGAGUCGCCCGAUGAGCACGGAGGAGCGGGAGCUGCUGCAUCUGCUCACAUCACCCCAUUUCAAGGCUCUCCUUUCCGUCCACGACACGGUGGCCCAGAAGAGUUUCGAUCCGGUUCUGCCGCCGCUGCCCGACGACUACGAUGAUGAGCUGGAGGAGGAGUCGGUGAAGAUUGUGCGUCUGGUGAAGAACAAGGAACCUCUGGGGGCCACCAUCAGGCGGGAUGAGACCACCGGAGCUGUAAUUGUGGCUCGGAUCAUGAGAGGAGGCGCAGCGGACAGAAGUGGUUUGGUACAUGUAGGCGACGAACUCAGAGAAGUCAACGGCAUCUCGGUGGUCCACAAGAGGCCCGACGAGAUCAGUCAGUUGCUGUCACAGUCGCAGGGCUCCAUUACUCUGAAGAUUAUCCCCGCUGUUAAAGAAGAAGACCGACUGAGGGAGAGCAAGGUGUACGUGAGAGCCUUGUUCGACUACAUUCCGUUAGAGGACAAGGCCACUCCAUGCCAAGAGGCCGGACUUCCAUUCAAGCGAGGCGACAUCCUCCAGAUAGUGACGCAGGACGACCCCACGUGGUGGCAGGCCAAGCGCGUGGGAGACAGCAACCUGCGCGCCGGACUCGUUCCAUCCAAACACUUCCAGGAGAGGAGACUGGCCUACAGGAUGAAAGUGGGCACACUUCCAAAUCCCAAGUCCCCCAAAACUCCUUCCUAUGACCAAGCGUGCGAUAAAGACGACUGUGACUGUGAGGGCUAUUUCAAUGGACAGUACAUAGCCGGUCUGCGCAGGAGCUUCCGGCUGAGUCGUAAAGACCGACAAGGCUCCUCGAGUGAUGGUUCCGACCCAGGAGAUUCUGAGUUCUUGACCUACGAAGAGGUGACCCGCUACCAGCAGCGGCCCAACGAAAGGCCCCGGCUUGUGGUUCUGAUUGGUUCUCUCGGUGCACGGAUCAAUGAACUCAAGCAGCGGGUGAUUGCCGAGAACCCACAUCGCUACGCGGUGGCGGUACCUCAUACCACCAGGCCCAAGAAAGCUCACGAGAAGGAAGGUGUGGAGUAUCACUUUGUCACCAAGCAGCAGUUUGACGUCGACGUCCUCAACAACAAGUUCAUCGAGCACGGCGAAUAUAAGGAGAACCAGUACGGCACCAGUAUUGAGGCAAUCCGCUCCGUGCAGGCCAAGAACAAAAUGUGCAUUGUAGACGUCCAGCCUGAGGCCUUGAGGAGGCUGCGGACGGCGGAGUUCAAGCCCUACGUGGUUUUUGUCAAACCGCGGGUUCCUGAAAGCAGACGGCGUCGCACUACCGCCUCCUCGCCGGGAGGUGCGGAGCAAGGCCGCGUUUCGGACGAGGACCUCCAGGAAAUGCGCCAUUCUGCCAUCCAGAUGGAUCAGCAGUAUGGACAUCUGGUAGACCGGGUCCUGAUCAAAGAGGACUCAGCCAGUGCCUGCACCGAACUGCAGAGUAUUUUGGAAAGACUGGAGCGUGAGUGUUUCUGGGUGCCUCUCAGCUGGGUUCGGACUUAAAAAAACGCCUCAAAACCUCCAUCCUUCUGACCCUCAACAUAACCUGAGGUUCUGCUGCACUUCCCAUCCCGCACUCGGUGGGGAACUGAGUCCAUAUCACAAAAAAUGGGCAAAUUCCUGAAUGCCACAUUUAUCAGGUCUGCUUCGAAGAGUCGCUUGAGUUCUCGCUGCCUGACUUGGUCAGUUUUACGGCGACUCCCGUCGGAGUCCGUUCAAGUAGCAUGUUUUGUCAUGAAUACAAAUCACAGAAUGCUUCCCAGAAACCGAACAACUCAACAGAAUGUGACGUUUAUUUUUCCACGAGCUUCUUUUCAAGGAACUGCAUGUCCACUUGCGUAUUUAAUGUAAAUAAUGUAGAUGUGAGUCCUGGUGUGCCAACGAAUGGAACUAGUUGACCUUGGACCCCCUUGGAUCCCGCACCUGUUUGUGUGGGUCGGUGAGUAUUUUUUGGGGGAAUUUAUUUUCAUAUUUUACUUGAACAGAGAGCCGCAGCUCUCACAUUCAGAGAAAUGCUAAUGCUAAAUGCUCAUUUAAAAAGUGCUGACUGCAUUGCAUCUUGUCUUAAUAACUAAUAAUUGUGGCUGUCCUGCAGAUGAUACGUUUUUAAAGAUUGUUAUAUGUUGGUUUGGUUUGACAAGACAUCAAAUAAUACUCAUGGUAGGAAGAUGGGAAAAAAAAGAUGAACUGGAUUCUUAUUUUUGCUUGCUAGGCUAAUUAGCUCAAUGGGAAAAAAAAAAAAACAACUUUCACGGCAAAUGUAACGUUUGUUUCGAUGUUCGAAGGCUGUUUGACGGCCGGCACAAGUGUCAAUGUCAAACUCAUUUGUAAUGCGUAAAUAUGUAAAAAAAAAAGUGCCAUAAUAAAAAAAUAAUA